AUGCGCGCGUUCGCGGGCGUCCUGGGGCGUCGCGCGGUGAUUCGCGCGCGCGGCGUCGACGCGUUCGACGUGAUUCAGGGCACGAUGACGUGUGACGUCGCGCGAUGUGGACGCGCGACGUACGGCGCGGCGUUGACGCCGAAUGGGAAGAUUGUCGUCGACGCGUUCGUCGCGGCGCUCGACGGCGACGCGACGCGCGGGACGGGUGAGUACGUCCUGGACGUCGACGCGGCGAAGAUGGAUGAGACGAUGAAAUGGUUGCGACGGAUGAGUCUGCGGAAACGAUGCGUCGUCGAGGACGCGCGCGAGGCGUUUGACGUCGUCGUGUCGACGCGCGCCGAGGAUGGCUUGGCGCCGGAUCCGAGGUCGCGCACCGCGAGUGGGGUCGCGCUCGGGUUUCGAGGCGUCGCGGCGAAAUCGUCGUCGGCGGCGCGCGAGGACGCGACGUUUUUACACGCGAGUCACAGAAUCGCGCUCGGCGUCGGGGAAGGGUACGAAGAACUCGGGGGGACGUUUCCGUUGGAGUGUAAUUUCGACGCGUUGGACGCCGUGAGUUUUUCAAAGGGAUGUUACGUCGGACAGGAGAACACGGCGCGACAACGAUUUCGAGGCGCCGUGCGCAAGCGCGUCGCCCCCGUGGUUUUGCGUGAGGGCGUCGGUCGUGAACGCGCGAGGGAGUUGAUCGGUCAGAGCGUGGUGAACGAGCGAGGCGAUAGGGUCGGUGAGGUCAUCGCGAGCGUGGACGGCGCGCGGGCGCUCGUGCGCGCGCGCGUGCAAUUUCUCAGAGACGCGCUCGGCGACUCGGACGGCGUCCUUCGUCUGCGCGCGGGCGAUCACGACGCGACGUUCACGGUGCCCUCGUGGUGGCCCGAGAGUUACUUGGCGAGCGAGGAUUGA
Ostreococcus tauri is the source of this 897-nucleotide messenger RNA. RefSeq names its product Glycine cleavage T-protein, N-terminal. Gene Ontology annotation, cellular component: mitochondrial matrix. The record is from RefSeq and is a predicted model, not a curated record. Bases 1 to 897 code for a protein of 298 amino acids. Gene Ontology annotation, molecular function: protein binding. The transcript is spliced from 3 exons. Lineage: Eukaryota; Viridiplantae; Chlorophyta; Mamiellophyceae; Mamiellales; Bathycoccaceae.